GUCUAAACUAAUUUAUUUUUGCACUGAUUAGUAUUUGAGGUGAGUAACAUAUUCUCAUUAACUCGACAUGUCGGCCGGAUUCAAACGAACUGUCAAACUAAGUUCCUUUCUGGGGCGAGCAUUAAAUAUCGGUUUGUUUCAGGAGCCUCAGUUAAAUCCUGCAAUAACUGUCUUCACCGUAGCUGUUGCCUCUUUAAACGGGCUCUAUUGCUGUGUGUGUGUGUGUGUGUGUUGACGCUACUGCCUCUGUGUUCAGGCAGCUUGUUCGGAGUCCCACAAUAAUCGCUCACACACUCCCGGACUACUUGAGGUUGUCGUCAUGGUUGCUACGAGCACAUUGAAGAGCAAAGGCAGCGACUGCGUUUCGGAGCUGGUGGACAGAAGAUAUGACGAGGCUUCCAUUGAGAAAGAGCUGGACUACUGGGAUCACUGCUUGACUGAGCCCCAGAGGACUGCAGACGCCAUUGAGGACAGAACGUGUCACCAGCUGGCCAAAAUGUUUGAGAGCUGCCUGUCUCGGGCCAAAAAGACGACGCUGCACUGCUCCACUGUGCUGGUACCGGAGAAGCUAACCCGGAGGAUAGCCCGCGAAGUCCUGCGGCUGGCGUCCUGUGAGCCCUGUGGCCUGCGUGGGUGUGUUUUAUACGUCCACCUGGAGCUGGACAAGGGCUGCAAGCAGCUGGAACGCAUCGCGUACGAUGCAACAGUGGUGCCCACGUUUGAACUGACUCUGGUGUUCAAGCAAGAUGGCACCGCUUGGCCCAGCCUGCGAGACUUUCUUUUCAUGGGCUCCUGCUUUGCCCCGACAUUCCGGCAUGCCCUUAAACUGAGUCCGGGUUUCCGGCUUGUCAAGAAAAAACUGUACUCCUCCUCGGCUGGUACCGUGGUAGAGGAGUGCUGAACUCCAGUAGAGUUUACAGUUUAAUACGGGGUUUCCUGUGGGUUAAUGCACUUUAGUCCAAUUGUGAGUGCCACCCCAGUGGUGUCACAUUUUCUACUGUUUCUCUUGUUUCAGUUAAGCUAGUAGCCAGUGAGUAUAAAGUUAAGAUUACUUGUGAAAAGCUCAAUUGUUCUGGGUUUUUGCUUCAUUAGCUACUUCAUCUUUAUUUUUAAAUCGGCAUAAUUGUCAUUCUGAAUUUUUUUUUCUUCUUCCUACCAAAGAGCAUUUGUUGCUCAAGCACUAUUUUAAAAUGUAGUUCCUGCUAAUGAAUGUAAAACUGUUCACAUCAACAUUUGUGAGGACAUACUGUGGGUACACUUUUGUU
Messenger RNA from Menidia menidia (Atlantic silverside), 1265 nucleotides. The record is from the annotation of a GenBank genome assembly. Lineage: Eukaryota; Metazoa; Chordata; Actinopteri; Atheriniformes; Atherinopsidae.